Wallemia ichthyophaga EXF-994 is the source of this 450-nucleotide messenger RNA. RefSeq lists its product as uncharacterized. Gene Ontology annotation, cellular component: membrane; mitochondrial inner membrane peptidase complex. The record is from RefSeq and is a predicted model, not a curated record. The coding region runs from base 1 to 450 and encodes 149 amino acids. The transcript has a single exon. Gene Ontology annotation, molecular function: serine-type endopeptidase activity. NCBI's taxonomy places the organism in Eukaryota, Fungi, Basidiomycota, Wallemiomycetes, Wallemiales, Wallemiaceae.
AUGAUACCGACAAUCGAGUCGUCAGGCGCGUGGCUCCUCCAUGAGCCAAUGUCAAUCAAAAAGGGGUUGCAGAAUGAUGAGCAGAAUCUGGUUAAAGUGGCAAGUAAAAGCGCUAUCGAUCUUUUGAGGAGAGAGUAUGGUAGCGGAGUCAGGCGCGGUGAUCUAGUCGUUGCUCUCACUCCCGACCAGCCUGACAAGAGCGUAUGUAAACGUUUGAUUGGCUUUCCAGGCGAUACUAUUCUCAGAGACCCCCUUUUUAUUGACCUAGAUGACCCAGACAGCCAGUACAUACAAGUACCCAAGAAUCACGUCUGGUUGGCUGGCGAUAACCUUACCAACUCACGCGAUAGUAGGAGCUAUGGUCCUGUUGCUCUACCACUACUUCGAGGAAAGGUGUUCGCAAAAUAUGCGGAUGAAUUUCUAGUCGUGAACAGUGGCACGUUUGUGUAG